CAAUUCAGAAUCCCCGUGAAGUUUUUUGUAAACUAACGACGAGUUCGUCUGUUAUUUCUGACAAGAGUUGUUCAGACAGUUGGGAAGAAUAGUUUAUUAGAUUAUUAUUUUCAUUCGCCGGUGGAACAAAGACAAUAGCUGUACAUGUAAAUUGUGUGAAGGGGUGGAGACUGUAGUAUGUGAAAAAGAUCCAUCUGUUGGGGUUUGUAAACUGGAGAUAAAUUCUAAAAAUAGUCGUUGGCAAAUGGCGGCCAGAGCAGCUCGGCUAAAAUAGACGGGAAGGAGAGAGCCUAGACCGCCGUUAUAGGGAAAAAAAGGCGAACGUUACCGGCCAUCUCAGUUGGGCAGAGCAAGUGGGCCCGUGAUCUUCUUUUCAGGCGAGACGCGACCAGUAGAGUAUUCACCGUAUCGUUGUGAAAAAUCUUUGGUAUCGACACCGCCUUCAUACAAAAACCCCAAACAUCCACCUCCUCCACCUACUUGCACCUCCCCACUCUCAUUAUUCUUUUUCUUUAAAUGAUACAAAAUACUAUAGAAUUGCAUUACAGCCCCGUUGGCCUGACAAAGGCGUGUCCGCUCGAGUUUUGACGGAUCGUUAAAACAAUUUGGAAUCCGCUCGUCCAACUCCCGUCACAAGGGCCAAUUAUUGUCGUGGUUUCAAUCUCCCUCUUGAAAUAGAACCAAGUACGUGUGUUUCAGUGGUUACCAAGACGGACGCUUGUCGCUAUUGUUAUUAUUUAAACGAUGGAUCUCUCGACCGACGUCUGGGGUCAGUUGGCGACGUUCAGAGGCACGCUUGAAGAACAGCACAACGCCAGAUCUAAAACGACAAUCGACAAGUUGCCGGACAAGGUUGUGCUCCAGAUUUUUUCGUAUUUGAGCCACCGAGAGAUUUGCCGUUUGGCUCGAACUUGUCGAAAAUGGCGAAUGAUCGCGUACGAUUCAAGAUUGUGGAAAUGUGUCUCUCUCCGACCUGAAAUGUCUGGCCUUCAUGUGAGCAGUCUUGAAGCUUUAUUGGCUUUAAUCAGCAUUCGUUUUGGUCCGUCCUUGCGCUACAUCGAACUACCCAUCGAAUUGAUAACACAUACGGUUUUGUAUGAACUUGGAAGCAAAUGCCCCAAUCUCACCCACAUGUUGUUGGACUUCAGCACAGCCAUGCAGUUGCAUGACUUUAACGAGCUACAGGGUUUCCCGACUAAGCUGCGCUACAUGUGUAUCUGCUUGAGUGAAGUCAUCUUCAUGGAGGGUUUCAUGCGAAAGAUUUAUUCGUUCAUCAAUGGACUAGAAGUUCUUCACCUAAUCGGCACAUACGAGAAGAUAAGCGAAGAGGAAGAAGAAAUUUAUGAAGUUAUCAAUAUCCAUAAAAUGAAAUCUGCCACUCCCAAUUUGCGAAUUGUCAAUCUCUACGGAAUCAACUUUGUAGACGACAGUCACGUGGAAGCUUUCAGCUCCAACUGCAUUCAGCUCGAGUGCCUGGCUGUAAACUACUGCGCCAAAGUGACCGGAUCUUCACUGCGAAUCCUGUUUCAACGGUGCCGUAAGAUGCGAUGUCUUUUGGCCCAGCAAACAGGAUUGUUGAGCGAGCAUGUGCAAGCCGUCGAAUGGGAGAAGACCCAGCUGCAAGAGUUGGAUAUUACUGGCACCGAUCUGACGUCAGAUUGCUUGACUGACCUGUUGACUCGCGUGCCCGCCCUCCGUUGGCUUAGCGCCGGACAGCAGGACGGAUUCAACGAUAGCGUGUUGCGCGCGUUUGCCGAUAAAGGAAAUGCUCGCAGUUUGAUGGCACUGGAUCUGGAUCGUUGCGAAUCCCUGAGUGAGGAUGGCCUCUACAAAUUCCUUUUGAGAUUCGGCCCGCAAUUACGAGGAUUGGUGCUCUCUGGAAUCCCUCACGUCACUGACCAACUGUGGACCGGUACCUUGCCAUCCCUCCGUCAAGUCAAGAUUCUCGUCAUGGGCAUGUCUGAAGGUUGUUGUCCGAAAAUCAGUCAAAAGGUUUUAGUUGAUCAACUGGUAGAUUGCAUAGCUCAAAACUGUUUUCAGCUGGAGCGACUUGAACUUCGGUGGGAUCCUGAAACUCUCCGUUAUUCGGAUAAAAGUCAAAAGGCUAUCGACACGUUGCGUGUUCGUUGCCUACGUCUCAAGUGUCUCGUGCUAAGUGACGGAAAGUAUUAUGAAACAGUCAAGGCAAAUUUCGAGCGAGCGGAUCGUACUACUGUUGUCCGGACUACAACUAAUUGCCGUGUUUCCAACUGCUACUUGUUGUCGUGCUAUCAAGACCUACUCUUCAACUAAAACAAACCCCGAAUCAGCUGACACAAACACGCAGAUUACGUUUUGGUUUUUGUGUAUUAUUAUUAAUCAUUGUUGUGAGGGAUGUCAGGACAUCCUAAAAAAAGGAGAAAAGAAAAACUCAAUCUGAAAGAAUUAAAAAAAAUUACUUGCUUCGUCUUUUUCAUCAAAAAUGUACCCUUAAUUAAGGUCAAGGAUGGAAAAUAUUGAAAACACAAUCACUUGGCUAAAUAGAAGCUACAGUUAAACACAUAACCUGUUAGAUGCACCAACUAAAAUU
Messenger RNA from Daphnia pulicaria, 2569 nucleotides. It is a transcript of the gene FipoQ, whose product is annotated as F-box/LRR-repeat protein 7-like. The transcript is spliced from 12 exons. Lineage: Eukaryota; Metazoa; Arthropoda; Branchiopoda; Diplostraca; Daphniidae. Gene Ontology annotation, cellular component: SCF ubiquitin ligase complex. Gene Ontology annotation, molecular function: protein binding. Gene Ontology annotation, biological process: positive regulation of protein ubiquitination; SCF-dependent proteasomal ubiquitin-dependent protein catabolic process. The record is from RefSeq and is a predicted model, not a curated record. The coding region runs from base 745 to 2292 and encodes 515 amino acids.